AGACACGCCCCCCUCGCACGCGUGUCCUGCGCAGGCUGAGUGGGCAUGGCUCAGGGUGUGAGUGUGUUUAUAAGGAGUUGGGCUGAAGGGAGAGUGUGUAGAGUGCGUGUAGAGUGUGUGUAGAGUGUGUGUAGAGUGUGUGGCAGUAUGCUGGGUGUGGGGAUUGUGUUAGGGAUGGUGCUGCAGGCCUGGACGCUCCCUCUGCAGAACUCCUCUGCAGUUCAGGAGGUGCGGGUGAGGAGCAGGCGAGGCGUUUCAGAGGAGUUCCCGUCUCCAGACGAGAUGAACCCCAUGGACCGAAUCCUGGAGGCAAACCGCUAUCUGACGGGGCUAACAGGGUAUACCUUCAGGGAGGGGGAUAUAGCCUCAGCCGGACCCUUUAGCACCAUCACCUGUCCGGGACAGACCUGCCUGUGGCCAAAAUCGGUGGACGGGUUUGUGUACGUACCGUACGCCCUCUCUAUGCAAUACGACACCAUGGACAGGAUCACGAUAGAGAUGGGGAUGCUGGACAUCUCUUCCAAAAGCUGUGUGAAGUUUGUUCCACGCACACACCAGGCUAACUUCCUGGACAUUCAGCCCAAAUUUGGUUGCUGGUCUUAUCUGGGCAUGGUGGGUGGGACUCAGGCCCUCUCUCUGCAGACCCCCGGCUGUAUGUGGUCCGGUGUGGCGUCUCAUGAGCUCAUGCACGCUUUGGGCUUCGUCCAUGAGCAGUCUCGCUCCGACCGUGACCGCUACGUCACCAUCCUGUGGGACAACAUAAUCGAGGGCCAGAAGCACAACUUUAGGAUGUAUGAUACCAAUAACCUGAACACUGCAUAUGAUUAUUCCUCUGUAAUGCACUACGGCAGGUUUGCAUUCUCAGAGGAGGGACUACCCACAAUCAUUCCUAAACCCGACCCCAAUAUUCCCAUUGGUCAGCGAGAAGGACCAAGCCCACUGGACAUCCACAAAAUAAACCUCCUCUAUAACUGCGGAGGCCUCGUGUGAGCGGACGGGUUCGCUGGUAUUAAGGACGAGACUCUGGAAUGUUGGAUGAGCGCUUGUAAACUAAACUAGACUAACUGCAGCUCAAUUUAGUGCAAUUAUAUUCUUAUUUUAUUUAUUUCUAAAGUAAUUUACGGAUCUAUGAAGAACUCGACUUGUGUAGAAAUGAGAAUUUCUGUCUAUUAAAUCUGAUAGUGUUUGAUUAUUAA
This is a messenger RNA of Astyanax mexicanus (Mexican tetra), 1196 nucleotides long. It is a transcript of the gene he2, whose product is annotated as high choriolytic enzyme 2-like 1. Gene Ontology annotation, molecular function: metalloendopeptidase activity; zinc ion binding. The transcript is spliced from 9 exons. Gene Ontology annotation, biological process: proteolysis. The record is from RefSeq and is a predicted model, not a curated record. NCBI's taxonomy places the organism in Eukaryota, Metazoa, Chordata, Actinopteri, Characiformes, Acestrorhamphidae. Bases 148 to 990 code for a protein of 280 amino acids.